Messenger RNA from Entelurus aequoreus (snake pipefish), 415 nucleotides. Its product is annotated as histone H4. The coding region runs from base 14 to 325 and encodes 103 amino acids. The record is from RefSeq and is a predicted model, not a curated record. Gene Ontology annotation, biological process: nucleosome assembly. The transcript has a single exon. Gene Ontology annotation, molecular function: protein heterodimerization activity; structural constituent of chromatin; DNA binding. NCBI's taxonomy places the organism in Eukaryota, Metazoa, Chordata, Actinopteri, Syngnathiformes, Syngnathidae. Gene Ontology annotation, cellular component: nucleosome.
ACCUUCGUUAAUCAUGUCAGGAAGAGGAAAGGGAGGUAAAGGUUUGGGCAAAGGAGGCGCCAAGCGUCACCGCAAAGUCCUCCGUGAUAACAUCCAGGGUAUCACCAAGCCCGCCAUCCGCCGCCUGGCUCGCCGCGGUGGAGUCAAGCGUAUCUCCGGCCUCAUCUACGAGGAGACUCGCGGCGUGCUCAAAGUGUUCCUGGAGAACGUCAUCCGUGACGCCGUCACCUACACCGAGCACGCCAAGAGGAAGACGGUCACCGCCAUGGAUGUUGUCUACGCCCUCAAGAGGCAAGGACGCACUCUGUACGGCUUUGGAGGAUAAAUCUCACAUUCCACCAAUCAAACAAUCAAAGGUCCUUUUAAGGACCACACACUUCUUCUAACAGUCAAAUAUCCUCCGAUAUCAAUUUGU